This is a messenger RNA of Manihot esculenta (cassava), 1347 nucleotides long. RefSeq lists its product as uncharacterized. NCBI's taxonomy places the organism in Eukaryota, Viridiplantae, Streptophyta, Magnoliopsida, Malpighiales, Euphorbiaceae. The transcript has a single exon. The record is from RefSeq and is a predicted model, not a curated record. The coding region runs from base 485 to 1195 and encodes 236 amino acids.
UUCAAAUUUUCUUUUUAUUUAUCUCAAGCCGCAAGAUUUAUAGCAUCUCUUUCUUUUCUUUCUCUAUUUUUUUUUAAUAAAAAGAAUUCCCCCAAAGAAAAAUGGCAUUCAUUGUAAUUUUUUGAGGGAAAAGGGGCAAAACCUAACUCAAUUUCUUUUUAUUAUCUCUCCGGUGAUUCCUACAUUCCACUCUGCACUCACAAAGGAGAUUUCAUGAACGAUACCUCUUUGUUUUUAGUGUUAUUUUUCUCAUCCUCUAAAAUUAUUUUCUAUUUUAUAUGCCAAUCUGGUACACACACGAACAACUAUCAAUCAAAUUUCAAAAGCACGCACAGCAGCGUUUAGUUUCGCAAAUAUAACCCUGUCUUCAACUCUCAUUACCCUUUCAGGCCUAGGGCUGUGAUCGAUUUUUGGCUUUGGUUCUUCUCAAUUUCAACCAAGAAGCGACACCAUUCGUUUUUCAAUUUUCCUUUUUUAUUUCUUUAUGACCAUUAUUUCGCCUUUUCCAUUCAUCAAGCAGAAUCCUUUCAAAGAUUUUGAUUCCCACCAGCUACCAAACUUACCCAUCUUUUAUCUCCGGGGAAUCCUUAUCCUGCUGCUAUUAAUUGUAGCCCAGUCCUGCUCCAUUUCUUGUUCUCUCGCAAAUAACCACCACCACAAUCAAAAUCAAGCAACCAUGAAGGUGCAUCCAUUGCCCAAGAAAAGAAACAACAUAACAAUUCAAUACUACAUCAACAAUACCACCGGCCAUCAGGGGGACCCAUCUUCUCACAAGAAGCUAAGGAGGCUACCACACAUCUUCAGCCGGGUCUUGGAGCUCCCUUUCCGGUCGGAUGCCGAUGUAUCGAUUGAGGAAAAUCCUGAUUGCUUCCGAUUCGUGGCGGAAACCGAUAAUAUAGGGGACUUGAGAGCUCAUGCGAUUGAAAUCUAUCCUGGGGUCACUAAAAUUGUGGUUAGGCCAAUUGGGUAUCUAGAAUUAUCCUCAUUGGAUGAUUUGGAAUUGGAUAUGUGGAGGUUCAGGCUGCCCGAAUCAACGCGGCCGGAGCUCGCCAGCGCGGUUCUAACAGACGGAGAGUUGAUUGUAACGGUGCCCAAGGGAGAUGAACUGGAGAGGGAAGGAAAUGAUAAUAAUAGGGAGUUUAGAGGAGGUAUGGGAAAUAAUAACAAUGCUACUCUUGUGCUUGUACAGGGAUAAUAAUAAUUACUGCUCUCUAGCUUUUCGCUUUUGUUCUUUACUUUAAAUGAUGUUGUGGAAGCUAGUUUUUAAGGUUGUGGUGGUUGGGAUUAGGUUUUAAAUGUCUGCUUUUGUCAUUGAAUGAAACGAGUUCUCUUUAAUUUUUUGCAUAA